AUGCCGUUCUUUAAAAACUUUCGCAGCGGCGCAAAGGUCGUGGACCAAGCCGUCAAUCUGGACCCGCACACCUGGACAUUGCCAUCGUCAUACAAGCCCUCCCAAGCAGAUGGUAAACAAACAAUUAUCCCCGACCCAAGAGUCUUCUCGAACGUGUUUUCGAUUCCCAGCGAAACGGAAACACAGAGUAUUGAGACUCUAUUGGCAUAUCCCGACGCGAGUCACGCUGCUGUACAUCUUGCUCUGCUUGAAUGCUUCCGGAACUUGAAAGCUAGUGCGAAGGCGCUUGACGUCAAGGUCAUCCAACCACCUUCAUAUGAUGAGACCAAGGGUCCAGAGCCAGCAUCGCCAUCGGAGCCCACGCAGCUUCCCGCAUCCAGAAAAUGGGACCUUCUCAUAAAACUCGCAGUUACACGAUUCACGACUUGGUGGUCUGGUAUUGAGCUAUUACUGAAUCAUGCAAGCGCCUACUCGCAUCAUGGUGGCAGCCGUGCUGCUCUCCAGCUCACCAAGGACUAUCUACCACCAUUGGAUAUACUACUAGUAUGGUACGCUCUUAUGCUAAGCCCGGAGGCCUAUGAGGCUGCUUGCAACGCCCAGGGUACCAAUGCUACGCGCUUGAAAAACCUUUGCUUCCCUUGGCCUGCCAUCCGCGAUGUCAUCGAUAUGGAUAAGAUGCAGCUUGUACUUCCACGAUCUGCGCAGAAGUUGUUCAGUAAUAUCACGUCUCAACCAUGUGACAUUCUUGAGUAUCUACAAAGUCCCCCGGCAUAUACCGACACUGGCAAAGUGCGUAUCGAAACAGAUUUAUUUAGCGAAGUCAAGAGGCAUGAAGGCAUCAUUGAGGAGUCUAAUAAGCUUCUGUGGAUACGUUCGCCUGCCUUGCAAGGAUCCCUGAUCCGAGCGGGCUUGGAGUAUCUGGACUUUCACUUGAGGGAGCCCAAUGCAGUGGAGGAGGAGAUGGUUAGUCACCAGUCCUUCGGAGUUAGGCUUUUCUGGAGGACGCACCGCCUGUUUCCAAGACAAUACAAGGCUUUCCUGAAAGAAAUUGGAGGCACCCAAUCAGACCAAACACAGGGGCAGGACCUCAAAAGAGAUGCGAAAAUUCUUUUCGAUAUGGACGACCCUUCUCCUAUACAAGAGCACUGCCACUGCUGGACCUGCGAGCGCAUUCGCGACGAUCUCCCAGAAUUCGUUUACACAAAACCUUCAGAAGCGGCAUCAUCUUCUACAAGUCUAAGUCCUAUGCAGAAACAAAUUUCUUCGUUGUCUGCCGAGACUCUACUGCAAAUACAAGAUGACCUAGGCUUCUGUCUUGCCGUUGAGGACGCCCGCAGAUCUGGGCUGCCAUUGCCAACUCGGCCACCAACUACUGCAGAGAAGGAGGCUGAUAAAAUGUUAAAGCAGAAGCAAAAGGAGCUUGGAUAUAGGCCUGGACUGAAUGAGUAUGUUGAAGUGUUGCCUGAUGGAAGACGCAAGAUUCGGACGCAUAAAUACAAAUAUACGACUGGAAUGUGGGGAAUGGCUUUGUUUUAA
Molecule: messenger RNA, 1536 nt
Organism: Fusarium musae
Lineage: Eukaryota; Fungi; Ascomycota; Sordariomycetes; Hypocreales; Nectriaceae
Exons: 1
Coding region: 1-1536 (511 amino acids)
Source: RefSeq, a predicted model, not a curated record